Molecule: messenger RNA, 1015 nt
Organism: Malaclemys terrapin pileata
Lineage: Eukaryota; Metazoa; Chordata; Testudines; Emydidae
Product: antigen-presenting glycoprotein CD1d1-like
Exons: 6
Coding region: 98-1015 (305 amino acids)
Biological process (GO): positive regulation of T cell mediated cytotoxicity; antigen processing and presentation, exogenous lipid antigen via MHC class Ib; immune response
Cellular component (GO): external side of plasma membrane
Molecular function (GO): endogenous lipid antigen binding; lipopeptide binding; exogenous lipid antigen binding
Source: RefSeq, a predicted model, not a curated record
UCUGCUGCUCCUGCCCUGGGCAUGGGGGGCUCUGGACGAGUCUCUCACCCUCCGGCUGCUCCAAACCAUCACCUUCCACAACGCCAGCUCCACGGACAUGGAGUGGACGGCCCUGCUGGGCGACCUGGAGACCCACUCCCUGGACUGCAGCACCUGCGAGAUCCGCUUCCUGCAGCCCUGGGCCCAGCAGGGCCUGACCCCAAAGCAGUGGCAGGACCUGCAGGAGUUCAUCUAUAACAAUCUGUCCAAAUUCAUCCGUAUGGUGAACGAUCUGGUUGAGGAUGAAGGAGAGGGCUACCCCUUUGUUACCCAGUUCUCCAUUGGCUGCGAGCUCCUCCCCAACGGCACCUCGAGGCGAUUCUGUGAUGCUGGGAUGAACGGCGAGGACUUCAUCAGCUUCGACACGGACAGCGGCAAAUGGGUCGCUCGCCGGGGGGAUAAACUGACUCUCAAAGCCCAGGAGAUUCUUAACUGCAACAAAGUUGUGGCCAUCAAGCUUCAGUUUGUCCUGAGAAUGACGUGUGUCAGUCAGCUCGAGAGAUUUGUCCAGUAUUGGAAAGAGUCUCUGGAGAGGCAAGAGCGGCCGGUCGCCGUGGUGUUUGCCCGAGCGCCUCCCCCAGCCGGGACCCCCGCGCCGGUACUGCUGGUUUGCCGGGUCACCGGUUUCUACCCCCGGCCCAUCCGCGUGGCCUGGCUGCAGGACGGGGAGGAGGUGGGGCCGGGCUGGUGGCUGAACUCCAGCGGGAUCCUGCCCAACGCGGACCUGACCUACCAGCUGCGCAGCUCCCUGGCCGUGGGGCCGGGCGCCGGGCACAGCUACGCCUGCCGGGUGCAGCACAGCAGCCUGGGGGGCCGGAGCCUGCUGAUCCCCUGGGAGCAGAGCAGGCCCUGGGGCCCCGGCCUGGCCGUGGGCAUCACCCUGGGGGUUGUGGCCGUAGCCGCCGUGGCCGUGGUGCUGUGGCGGAGCAGACGCAGGCGCUGUCAGGACGUUAGACCAGGGGAGUCCAGUCCCUGA